Molecule: messenger RNA, 213 nt
Organism: Symbiodinium pilosum
Lineage: Eukaryota; Dinophyceae; Suessiales; Symbiodiniaceae
Source: the annotation of a GenBank genome assembly
GUCAUCCUCGGUGCCAUCACUGGAGAGGGUGGCCUUCUGUUCUACAUCUCCAAGGGAAUCACAGACGCUGUCAUGGGUGGCAGUGGCGGCGACAUCACCUUCACAUCGCCUACGAAGUUCAUUGUCAGCCCGCUGACGGAUGUCUUUGUGGAUCCGAACAAGGAUGUCACCAAAGCCCUGUCCCUGGGCGCGCCGAAGGCCACCGCCAUGCCA